AUGAAGGUUGAAGAGUUGAUCAUAGAUGGUUUCAAAUCGUAUGCAACUCGUACCGUCAUCAGCAAUUGGGAUCCACAGUUCAACGCCAUCACGGGAUUAAACGGUUCCGGUAAAUCAAACAUCCUUGACGCGAUAUGUUUUGUCUUAGGUAUCGCUAGCAUGUCCACUGUCAGAGCGUCGAACUUGCAGGAUCUUAUCUAUAAACGUGGUCAAGCUGGUGUCACCAAAGCAAGUGUUACAAUUGUGUUUGACAACUCUGAAACUGAGAAGUCUCCCAUUGGAUUCGAGGGCUAUGCAAAGAUCAGUGUCACCAGGCAAAUCAUCCUAGGAGGAACGUCGAAGUACUUGGUCAACGGCCACAAAGCACAACAGCAGAACGUUCUCAACCUUUUUCAGUCGGUCCAACUCAACAUCAAUAAUCCUAAUUUCUUAAUUAUGCAAGGUAAGAUCACCAAGGUCCUCAACAUGAAGCCAUCAGAAAUAUUAUCUCUCAUCGAGGAAGCAGCAGGCACGAAAACUUUCGAAGAUAGAAAAGAGAAGGCACAGAAGACCAUGAUGAAGAAGGACACUAGACUCAACGAGAUCAAGAGUCUCCUAACUGAGGAAGUGGAACCCAAGCUAGAAAAGUUCCGCAAAGACAAACGCACAUUCUUGGAGUUUCAGCAAGUGCAAACUGAUCUAGAGAGACUAUCCCGUUUCGUUAGUUGCUGUCAGUACAAGGACUGUUCCGAGAAAUACGAUCGAUACUCCACAUUACGGUCUGAGCAUGAAUCCAUCAAGGCUGAACACAACACACUAAUAGAACGUCUCACAACAGAGAUUGAUAACUUGACACAUGACCUUGAAGAAGUCAGAAAACAGCGCCAAUCGGAACUUGUAAAAGGUGGCACCAUAGAGCAGCUUGAAGAAGAGGAGACAGCUCUUUCAGACAAGCUCACGAGGCUUACUACAUCUAGUGACUUGUUACGUGAGAAUAUCAAGGAAGAGGGCGCAAAACUCACCAGACUUCUACAACAAUCUGCAUUGAUUGAAGAGCUGAUCGCCAACAGUAACGACAACUAUAAGACUUCUCGUGAUGAGAACGACCGGUGUAAGGAAGAGCUCAAUAAACUAAAGGAGGAACACUCCAAAAAGGAAGAGCUUCUCACUGCAUUGUCCACAGGUGUUUCUGCCAAAGGUACGGAUGGUGGCUACAUGUCUCAACUCCGAAAAGCUAAAGAAGAUUUGAGUCAUAGCCAAGGUCUUAUUAAGCAAGCGAAGCUCAAAAUAAGCCAUCUAGACGAGAAAAGUCGAACCGAUCAGGCGAGACUUGAAACUGCCAAAAAAGAGUACGAAACUUUACUGCAAGAAACACAGGGCUACGAGAAAGAGAUACAGGCCAAGGAGACCAAACUUGCUAGCUUCGGUUUUGACGUGAAGGCCUACGAAGAUUUGAGACAACAAGAAAAGGACUUUCGCCAACGAAUAGCUGACUACCAGAACCAGCUCAGUUAUUUAAGGCGUGAGGUUGGCAAUAUUGAUUUUCAGUACGCUCGUCCCUAUCCCGACUUCAAUCCUCAGUCGGUGAAGGGUGUGGCUGUCCAGCUUUUCAAAUUGGAGGAGGACCAUCAUGACAAAGCUUUAGCACUUCAAGUAUGCGCAGGUGGAAGAUUAUACAACGUUGUUGUGGACAAUGCCAACACAGCUUCGGCACUCUUGGAGAAGGGCCAAUUGAAGCGAAGGGUGACCAUUAUUCCUCUAGACAAGAUUUCCGCAAGUUCAAUACCCGACAAGACAGUACAAUAUGCCAAGGAACAAUGCCCAGGAAAAGUGGAGCUUUCACUUAAUCUUAUCGACUUUGAGAAUGAGUUAUACAAAGCAAUGGCUUACAUUUUUGGCAAAACUUUUAUAUGUCAGGAUCCCCAGACUGCGAAGGUGAUCACUUUCGACCCAAAGAUUCGUGCUCGUUCCAUCACGCUCGAGGGUGACGUUUACGACCCUGAGGGUAACCUUUCAGGAGGGUCAAGGAAAAACAAUUCAUCCACAUUGCUUUUAAUGCAAAAGUAUAACGCUGUUUCUCAAAAGCUCAAGCAAACUGAAUCUGAGCACGCUCGUGUGAGACAUGAACUCGCUCGUCUUGAUAAGUUGGGUGAGCAAACCAAGUCUUUACAGAGCGAAUUAAUGUUAAGUCGACACGAGUUCACGUUAUUACAAAAGAAGCUAGACAACAAUCCCGCUGCCCGAAUAAUCAAAGAGUUCGAUCAGAACGAAUCACACGCUAAAGAAUUGAAGUCUCAAAUCGAGACCGAGAAGAAAAGGUGUGAGACCUUUGAGCAGAAUAUCAAGUCAAUUCAGAAGGACAUCGACGAUUUCAACAACGAUAAAGGCUCAAAAUUGAAGGAGCUUGAUGCAACUGUGAAGCAGUUGCUUUCUAAAAUCAACGCUCAGAAUGAUGAGGUCAAGAAGUCCUCCGAGAAAUUUCAAAAGUUCGAAGUCGAAAUGGAGCAACAAGUGCAAGAGUUGGAAGCUAUCAAGGAGUCCGCAAAUGCAUCCCGGAAUGUUACAGAUGAGGGAGAAAGGGACCUCUCUGACAUGCUCAAAACCAUGGAGCAGAUAACGGAGUCCUUGAACAUCAAACGGGCUCAACUAGAGGAUGAAAAAGCCAAGCUUCUUGGCUUCAAUGAUGAAAUAAAAGAACUUAGUGAUACACUCGCAGCGAAGACGGAAGAACUUAACGGGGCUAAAUUGUCAAUUCAGAAGCUCAACCAUGACUUGGAAAAUGCUGUUGGUAUCACAACUCGUUUAAGAGACGAACUUGAUAAGCUUCUUCAAGAAAAUGAAUGGUUGGUUGACGAGUCAGUCGUGAACAACAUCCUCCAGCAACAUCAAGACGAGAAUGUGAAAGAAUGCGUCCAGCGUCUUUCAACGUUGAAAGAGCGUUUUGAUAGCAUGAAGAAGAAGGUGAAUGCCAACAUCAUGAGCCAAAUCGAUACCGUAGAGAAAAAGGAGGCAUCACUCAGGCACAUGAUUAAAACUAUCACUAGAGAUAAGACGAAGAUUGAAAAUACUAUCGAAAAAUUGAACGGCUACAAGAGAGACACCUUGAACACAACAUAUCAGAAAGUGUCGGAUGAUUUUGGUAACAUUUUUGCUGAUCUAUUACCUGGCUCAUUUGCUAAGUUGGUUCCUGUCAACAUGUUCGACGUUACGAAAGGUCUAGAAGUUAAGGUUAAACUAGGUCAGGUUUGGAAGGAGAGUUUGACAGAAUUGUCAGGAGGUCAAAGAUCUUUGAUAGCUCUUUCGCUUAUCAUGGCUCUUCUUCAAUUCAAACCUGCUCCCAUGUAUAUUUUGGAUGAGGUUGAUGCCGCUCUCGAUAUGUCUCACACUCAAAAUAUUGGGCAUCUUAUCAAAACCCGUUUCAAGGGCUCACAAUUUAUUAUUGUGUCCUUGAAGGAGGGUAUGUUCACCAAUGCAAACAGGGUCUUCAGAACAAGGUUCCAGGAUGGUACUUCGAUGGUGUAUACUAUGUAA
Molecule: messenger RNA, 3510 nt
Organism: Candidozyma duobushaemuli
Lineage: Eukaryota; Fungi; Ascomycota; Pichiomycetes; Serinales; Metschnikowiaceae
Gene: SMC2
Product: condensin subunit
Exons: 1
Coding region: 1-3510 (1169 amino acids)
Biological process (GO): chromosome organization
Cellular component (GO): chromosome
Molecular function (GO): ATP binding; protein binding; ATP hydrolysis activity
Source: RefSeq, a predicted model, not a curated record